AUGAUUCGAGUUAACCCUGAAUUAAAGAAAAAAUUUCUAACAUUUGAAGAAGGAAAAAUAUUAGUUGUAAGUACAUUAAAAAGAGGUAGAGCACUAGAAAUACUAAAUAAAAUAAUUAAUGAAAAAUAUAUACUGAGAAAAGUGUUUUAUUAUUUAAAAAUACAUAACCAAUCGAAGCUUGUGAAAUCAAAUGAUUUCUCAAUUAGUAUAUGCAUUAUAGAAAAAACAAUUAAAUCAAAAUUAGGCAAAAUAUUCAAUGAACUAUAUAAUAAAUCUAAAUAUUCAAUGUAUUUUAGGGGGAAAACUUAUAAGAAUUUUAAAGAUCUUCAGAAAAUAUAUGGAAUAUUUAAAUUAGAGAAUAUACUAAAAUCAUAUGUAAAUAAAUUAUUACUUAUUUUUUUUUCGAGAGGAUUUACUUUUAGAGACGCAUACUUUUCAAAAUCAAAUGAAAAUGAAAUAAGAGAGAGAUUAAAUAAUUUUAGAUCGUUUAAAAAAAACAAUAUUUCUGUAUAUAAUAAUGAUAAUUACAAAAUUAAAAAAAGUAAUACAUAUUAUUCAUAUACUCAUAAUGAUUUAGAAGAAAAAAUAUCAUAUAAUAAUCUUAAUUUAAAUCAAAAAGUUUUUGACUUUUUACUUGAUAAUAAUAUAAAAAAUGAAAAAAAAGAAAAAAAAUAUUCAUUAUCAAACAUGUAUAGCUUAAAUCCGUUAAAACCUCAUUAUUACGAAGAGCUCCCUUCUAUUAAAAUGUCUCAUUUCGAUUUAUUUAUUGAAAAAAAUUAUCAGAAUGACAAUGAAAAAAUUUUACGUUAUAUAGAAUAUCUUUUAAUGAGAAAAGACGAAUAUAAUUAUAAUGGAUUCAUCAAAAAAAAUAUUAUAAAAAGAAUUUUUUUAGAAUUGGAUUUUUUGCUAAAUGAAUAA
This is a messenger RNA of Plasmodium relictum, 918 nucleotides long. Its product is annotated as conserved Plasmodium protein, unknown function. The transcript has 2 exons. Bases 1 to 918 code for a protein of 305 amino acids. The record is from RefSeq and is a predicted model, not a curated record. NCBI's taxonomy places the organism in Eukaryota, Apicomplexa, Aconoidasida, Haemosporida, Plasmodiidae.